CCGCCUCCGCCGCCGCCGGCCAAGAUGCCCGAGAAGCCGGUGAAGUGUACGUGUCCCAGCAAACGCCAGUCGCUCGUGGAUGCGGUGUCGCCCAGCAAGAUCAGCACGGAGAAGCGCCAGAGUGUUCCAUCGCCCUUUCAUCAGAGCCUCGUGGCCGACGCCUCGCCCAAAUGCACGUGUUCAGUGGGCCAGAAGGCGCCCAAGCCUCGUCCGGUGCCGCUGAAGAGGGACAUGGCCACGAGUCCCAAUUUGGCGCCCAAGAGUCCCACGAUAAAGGUCUCCUCAGAGGAGGAUGAGAAGGAAGUGGAACUCCAGGCACCUGAGAUAUGUGCCGUGACACUGCCAAGCCCACGGGCUGAGAGAGCCACCAGGAACGCCGCCACGAGUCCCAGACUCGAGGUGAAGCACAAGGCGAGUCCACUGAGAGAGAAUCCGAAUCGCGUGCUGGAGAAGUCCAACAGCUUGGGCGAAAAGAAGCCUUCGAGAGUGCUGAGGAACACGAGGAGUCUCUCUCCGCGGCCACCAGUGAAGCACCAACACGCCAUCACGGUGUCGGAUGAGAACGAUGUGGUGUCGGUGAAGCUGUCGCCUAAUGACGAGUUUGUGGAGGAGGAGGCGAAGAAGCUGGCCGAUCCGUCGCCCAAGAAGAAGACCAGAAGUGCUCACGCGUCGCCGAAUCUCUCUGAUUGCGGCGGCUUGGCGUAUGAGGAUCGCUUCGCCAACAAUCGCUCAACAGGAUGCCUGGUGUAUGUGCCAUCGGAUCCGUGGCUUCGGCUGUCGGACGAGGAGGAGGCGAUGGACACUUUGCGCCAGGGCAGGAAGAAGAAGAAGGACAAGAAGCGCGUGGAGAAGGCUCACAGUCGUCCCAACAUCCUGGAAGGCGAUGAUCCGUGGGUGUGGAAGGGCCCAAGUGAUGCUCAGGCGAGGAAGAAUGCCUAUCGCCAGAGCAAGUCUCUCCAAUCCACGGCCGGAGAGUAUUCCUCCCUGAAGCAUUUACCCGGGAAGAAGGACGCGUCGCUUCGUCCGAAGUUGCAGCGCUCAAAGUCUCCCGUUCUCAUGAUGAAUGAUCUUGAGGAGACUCCUGUCCAGAAGAGCGCCAAUCUCAGCGUGGCCAAUCAUCUUCUGCCGCGCCACAGCUUCUCCACGACACCGACGCAGCGCGACGACGAGCUGCAGCUGAACAUCCGGCGACUCAGCGAACAGAUGCGACACUCACCAGCCUACAACACUGCCUAUGACGGACGCGAGAAGAUUCUCGAUCGACGGCGGACGGCGUCACCUCUGCCACCGCCGCCCCCGCCCCCGGCGGACCCGCUCCUCGAGACGACCUGCUAAGGAGCGCGCCAAUGUGAUUUCCGGGGAGACACGCACUAACGAUUUAAGGUAAAGGAAUCAUGAUUUAGCUAAAAGAUUGUCGACUGUUUAAGAAAAUUGCAUUUAAGAGUUAAGCGUAGGUUUAUUGACAUUUUCUCCUCCCAUGAACUGAAUUCUCCGUGCGCCACGUCCGGAAGGAAAUUGUGUAUAGAAAUUUUCCCCUUAGUUAGGCCCAGUCCAGUGUGUUCCUUAUAUACUCUCUGUGGCUCUUUUCGUCCACAGCUUGUGGUCAAACUGUUAGAUGCACACUCUUUUGCUAUUUCUUGAGGCGAUGAAGUGAUGAGAAAUUUGAGAGCACGAAAAUUCUGUAGAACUUAGAAAUAUUCAGUAUUAGAAUCUCAAUUUAGUAUUAUUAAUCAUUAAUUGUCGUUAGCAAAAAGAAACGUGCACAAAAUUAGAGUAGAUAUAAUGCAGUGAAAAAACUAAGUUUACAGUAUUAAAUGCCAUGAAUUAAGGUCUAGACAGAAUACACUUUGCUCUUAAGAGUUGUAUUAUGUUCACUUCUCACACAGCUUAACGAAUUCUGCUGACUUAAAGUGUCUUUUUUAAUCAAAAUUCCAUUAAUUGAUGCACUUAAUAUUUGCACAUCUUUUGAACUUGUUAAAAAUUGUGGAUUCUGUCUAAACCUUUAAUCAAUUACAGUGCAAUAUUUAGUUAGCUUUUCCAGUAAAUCAGGCAUAGAAAAGAUGGAUUAAUGCAGCUUUUUGGCCUAGAAAGAGCACAUAGAAGAGGAAAUCCUCAAGUGUGCAAUUAGCGUUAUUGCGAGUGUUGUGCAUCUAACAUUUGCACCAUGUUCUGUUCUUCUAUCGUAAUUCUAUUUCUUUGGUGAAACAUUUUUUAUCGGUAAUCAUAAGCGUCUAAUUGUGAGUUGAAGGAGGGUUUUUUUCAAUGGGAUUGACAUUCUGUAUGGGAAUGAAUUAAAUAUGAUUAUAAGAGAAACGGUUGCCAAUAUAGAGAAUGUGUCUCGAUUCAAAGAGUAAAUUGAGCCAUUCUCACAACAUAGUGAAGUGCGAGAGACGGAAAAAAUAGCAAGGAAGCAUAACAAAAUGAUUAAGCACAAAUUAUAUUGAGAAUAAUAUACAUAUAACAAUUUUUUGGUAUUCUUGUAUUAUCUAAAUUGCAGCGCAUUGAGUGAGUAAACAAUCAUUGAAAGGAAAAUAUCUCAAAUUAGCUGUAUAUUUUAUCGAAAGAAUAUUAUUCUAAUGAUGUAAGAUUGCUAGUUCAACAAUGAGUAAGAUAUCUUAAGAAGUAAUAAUCAAAAAAAGGAUAUAUUUCGUUUAAAAUGGACUUUUUUCAAUGUGUGUGAUGAGACCAAAAUGGAGAAUUAAAUGGACGGCGUAAUAUUUCUAAAAUAGCUAAUAAAAUACAAUAUUAUUAAAUGGGAAAAUAUUGAGAAAAAAAAAUUGUCAUUCAUGUGGUUUUUAAAGUUCUUCUUUAUUUUCCAAGAUAAAUUGAUACAUAUAAAAGAUCUUUUCUACUUAGAGAUUGAUUAUGGGAAAGAAUUGAGCAUCUCUUAUUAAUCGAAUGCUAAGAAAUUAUUUCAUGAUGGUUCUAGGAGUAAGUUUUUUGACGGAUCGGCUGAAGAAGAGGUGUAGUUGAAUGAUGCGAGCGAAGAAGAGGGCAAAAAACUAACAUAUUCAAUUGUAACAGUUUCAUGUUAUAUUAACGAUCAUUAAACAAUAAAAGGUGAAAAAAUCUUGA
Phlebotomus argentipes is the source of this 3075-nucleotide messenger RNA. Its product is annotated as serine/arginine repetitive matrix protein 1. Bases 25 to 1335 code for a protein of 436 amino acids. NCBI's taxonomy places the organism in Eukaryota, Metazoa, Arthropoda, Insecta, Diptera, Psychodidae. The record is from RefSeq and is a predicted model, not a curated record. The transcript has a single exon.